Apiotrichum porosum is the source of this 1662-nucleotide messenger RNA. RefSeq lists its product as uncharacterized. Gene Ontology annotation, biological process: amino acid transmembrane transport. Gene Ontology annotation, cellular component: membrane. The coding region runs from base 1 to 1662 and encodes 553 amino acids. The transcript is spliced from 5 exons. NCBI's taxonomy places the organism in Eukaryota, Fungi, Basidiomycota, Tremellomycetes, Trichosporonales, Trichosporonaceae. The record is from RefSeq and is a predicted model, not a curated record. Gene Ontology annotation, molecular function: amino acid transmembrane transporter activity.
AUGAGCAGCUACGACGAGAAGAAGGAAGAUUCGACGCAGGUCGUCGUCGUCGAUGCCGUCGAGGGCUUCGAGGAUGAGGACCGUUACAUGGCCACCAACGUGGACGUGCACACACAUCUCGUGGACAGCGUCCAGCGAAACAUGGAGCAGCGUCACAUGCAAAUGAUUGCCCUCGCUGGCACCCUUGGCACUGGUCUUUUCCUGGGUUCGGGUAAAGCCAUUGCACACGGUGGUCCCGCAGGUGCACUUUUGGCUUAUGCCCAUGUUGGAACGAUCACUUACUCCAUGCUGCUUUGUUUGGGAGAAAUGACCGUGUUCGCCCCCAUCAGUGGAGGUUACCUGCACUUUUGCGAACGUUUCCUUCACCCCUCCCUUGGCUUUGGACUUGCAUACCUGCAGAUCUUUGCUUCGUGUAUCUCCCUCCCCACUGAGCUUAUCUCUGCGAGCGUUCUUAUCAGCUACUGGGACACUAGCUUUACUGUCGCCCACCAGGCUGCAUACAUCACUGCUCUCAUCAUCGUCGCUUGCUCGAUCAACUACUUUGGUGUCCGCUGGUUCGGCGAGUCCGAGUUCAUCUUCGCAAUGAUCAAGAUUGCCCUCAUUGUCGGUCUCAUCAUCGCCGGUCUCGUGGUCAGCCUUGGCGGUGGCCCCGACCACGACCGUAUCGGUUUCCGUUACUGGAAGGACCCCGGAGCAUUUUCCCCUUACCUCUACGCUGGCAGCAAGGGCAAGUUCCUCGGCUGGUUCACGGAUCUCCUUCAGGCAGCCUACUCGUAUCUCGGUAUGGAGGGCAUUUCCAUCGCCGCCGCCGAGGUCAAGAACCCGCGCGUGUCGGUCACCAAGGCGGUUAAGCGCGUCUUCUACCGUAUUGCCCUCUUUUAUGUCGUUGGUAUGCUCGUGAUCGGCAUGCUGGUUCCUUCGACCGACCCCAACCUUCUCCAAAGCACCGGUACGGCCGCCAGCUCUCCUUUCGUCCUUGCCUUUUCGAACGCUGGUAUCAAGAUCCUGCCCUCGAUCAUCAACGCUGGUGUCCUCACCUCUGCCUUCUCCGCCGCCAACUCGGGCAUUUACGGCGGUUCGCGCAUGCUCUACUCGACUGCGCUCCGUGGUCUGGCUCCCUCGUUCUUUGCCAAGACCACCAAGCGCGGCCUCCCCAUCGUUGCCCUCACGUUCAUCUGCAUGUUCAGCACCCUGUCGUACAUGACCCUGAGCUCUGGCGCCUCUACCGUCCUCAACUGGCUCAGCAACAUCACCUCGCUCAGUGGAUUCAUGACGUGGAUGAUCAUCUGCAUCACCUUCCUCCGCUUCAAGGCCGGCUGCGAGGCCCAGGGUAUCGACCGCAACCAGUUCCACUACAAGAGCCCCUUGCAGCCCUUCCCAGCCUACUGGGCCAUCUUCUGGUCGGCCGUCGUCAUCUUCUUCAACGGAUGGGAGGUGUUCACCAAGGGUAACUGGAACACAUCCGACUUUAUCGUCGCGUACAUUACCAUCCCGAUCUUCUUUGGCUGUGCGCUCGCGCACUAUGUCGUCAAGCGUCCCAGGUGGCUCUCACCCUCCGAGCUCGACUUUGUCUCCAACGUCCCCUCGGAUGAGGAGAUCACCUACGAGGAGCCGGUCCCCACGACCUGGUUCGGCAAGGUCUGCAGCUGGCUCUUCACCUAG